AUGAUGAAUAAUGAUGGUUUCCCUAAUGGAUACAAGAUGAACAAUGUUAGCAGCAUAAAUUCUGUCAUUACCACCACCACCACUGCUAUUGUUGGCCCGUCUACCAUCGCUACUACUUCUCUGACACCUACUGAACCCACCACUUCUACCACUCCUACUGAACCCACCACUUUAGUCACUCCCUCCGAGGUCACCAAUUCUGUCACUUCUACAGCGUCUACCACUGCUGUCGCUUCUUCAAGCGCAGUAAGCAACGGUGGUGGAAGUAUAGAAAAUGGAAAUAAUCCAGCGGGAAUAAGUACUGCAUAUCAACAUAGAACAAUUGAGACUAGUGGUAAUCGAUCCUGUGCGAAUAAAAUCAACGUAAGUCGAAACAACCAAAAUCAGAAGAACCCAAAUAUGAGCAUGACAAAUCAAAGUAGUGAAAACAGUAAUGGAGGAGGAACCCCUCAUAUUAGUGGAGUAGGAAUUGCAUCGAACAUGCUAUCGCAUGGAAAUUCACAAAGUAGUGCAAGUAAUAAUAGCAUAAACGGAUGUCAGAAUUCCCAACAAAAACAAGGGGCCAACACGCAUAGCAUGGUUGGAGGAGUUAAUAUAAACAACAGCACAUUAAAUAUUGGUAUGAAGAACAGCAACAUGAAUGUUAACGUGAACAUGAGCAUGGGGAGUAAUAGAAAUAUGCAACAUCACAAUGAACAUAUGUCAAAUGAUACUAUUGGAGGGAAUGCUAACAUAACGAAUAGUAAUAAUAAUAACAACACACGUAAUUCCAUUAGUGGAAGGAAUAUUCCACAAACGGAUGAUGAGGAGAAAAGAAAAGUUUAUCAACUGUUAUUUGACCUAUGUUAUUCAGAAAAGAGAGAAAGUGCAUUACUUGAGUUGUCUCGAAAAAGAGAAACAUAUCAUGAUAUUGCACCAGUUUUAUGGAAUUCAUUUGGAACCAUAACAACAUUACUACAAGAAAUUGUCUCCAUAUAUCCCCAGUUAUCUCCUCCAUUAUUAACAACAUCAUCUUCCAAUCGAGUUUGUAAUUCAUUAGCACUUCUACAAUGUGUUGCAUCCCAUCCAGAAACGAAACAGCACUUUUUGAAUGCUCAUAUUCCAUUAUUUUUAUAUCCAUUUUUAAAUGCAGAAUCUAAAAAUAGACCAUUUGAAUAUUUAAGGUUAACAUCUUUGGGUGUAAUUGGUGCAUUAGUUAAGGUCGACAACCCAGAUGUAAUUAAUUUUUUAUUACAAACAGAAAUUAUUCCUUUAUGUUUGCGAAUAAUGGAAACUGGUAGUGAGCUAUCCAAAACAGUUGCAACAUUUAUUGUGCAGAAAAUUCUAAUUGAUGAAUUAGGGUUAAAUUAUAUCUGUGCCACUCCUGUAAGAUUUUAUGCAGUGUCCACAGUACUGUCGAAUAUGGUUAAUGCACUUGUAGAAAAUCCAUCUUCAAGAUUGUUAAAACAUAUUGUUAGAUGCUAUUUAAGAUUAUCUGAAAAUCCAAAAGCUUUAAAAGCACUUAGAGAAUGUUUACCAGAAUCUUUGAGGAAUGUUCAUAAAGCAUUUAUCCCUUGUCUAAAGGAGGAUCCAUAUACAAAAAAAUGGCUCUUGCAACUUUUAUACAAUAUUAAUUCUGAAGAUGUUAUGCAUACUACUGCAACCCCUAGCGUUGGAUCAUAUGCAUCUAGUAACAUUGGAAAUGCCAAUAGUGGUGCUAGCAUUGCAGGUGGAUUCAAUAACAUUAGACAAAACAUGUACAAUGGAGCUCCUCCCAAAACUGGCCAUGCAGGGAUGAAUGCCUCCGCGAGUGAGAACUCUGCUGGUAACCAAAUUGGUAGUGGUCACCAAGCCAACAGCAGCAGCAGUAGUGGAAACUCAUUUAAGAAUAAAAUAAAUAUGAACAAUAUGACCAACAACCCAAAUGGUAAUAAUAAUUCUAACAAGAUGAACAGCAAAGGUAGCAGUGUAAAGACUAUGCCGAAUGGAACUAGCAGUAGUACUCCCAAGAGAGAGACCAAUAUGACCCCGAGAAAUAAUAUCAGUAGCGGGAACGGUGGUUCAAAUAUUAAGGGGCGAGGGGUGGUGGUCCCUAAUGUUGUAAGUGCUGCAAAUGAUGGAAGUGCUGUAAAUGAUGGAAGUGCUGUAAAUGAUGCAAAUGAUGCAAAUGCUGUAAAUGAUGCAAAUGAUGCAAAUGCUGUAAAUGCUGUAAAUGCUGUAAAUGCUGCAAAUAAUGGGACAAGUGAGAAUAACAAGUGA
Molecule: messenger RNA, 2238 nt
Organism: Plasmodium gonderi
Lineage: Eukaryota; Apicomplexa; Aconoidasida; Haemosporida; Plasmodiidae
Product: cell differentiation protein rcd1
Exons: 1
Coding region: 1-2238 (745 amino acids)
Biological process (GO): mRNA catabolic process; negative regulation of translation
Cellular component (GO): P-body; CCR4-NOT core complex; CCR4-NOT complex
Source: RefSeq, a predicted model, not a curated record